Messenger RNA from Heteronotia binoei (common prickly gecko), 2361 nucleotides. RefSeq names its product succinyl-CoA:glutarate-CoA transferase (gene SUGCT). The record is from RefSeq and is a predicted model, not a curated record. Gene Ontology annotation, molecular function: catalytic activity. The transcript is spliced from 14 exons. Bases 128 to 1528 code for a protein of 466 amino acids. NCBI's taxonomy places the organism in Eukaryota, Metazoa, Chordata, Lepidosauria, Squamata, Gekkonidae.
GUACGCCUGUGCGGGCGCGUAGUCCAAGAGUCCAAAAGUUGAGCUGAGGGCUGAUAGCAGUUGUUGGCCAGGCAUUCCUCUGUGGCCGGUCGCAGCUGUGGCGGUGGGCUCUUUGUCAGCCACAGAAAUGCUGACGGCUGUGUGGGGAAGGAGGCUCUGCGACGUGUACCGUCUCGGGAAGAGCCUGGGUCCGGCUUUACUCAGCAGCCUCGACUCCGUUCGCCUUCCCCUUUGCUGCCCCCAAUCCCUCAGACCUCCCGCCUUCCUUGGCAGCUUCAAGGGACUGCGGCAGGAAAGCUGCCCCCAUGCAGGUGCUAAUACUGUGAAGCCGCUUGAUGGUGUGAGGAUUCUCGAUUUAACAAGAGUGCUUGCAGGGCCUUUUGCUACCAUGAAUCUGGGCGACCUUGGAGCUGAAGUUAUUAAAGUAGAAAAACCUGGGGCAGGAGAUGAUACAAGAUCUUGGGGACCACCCUUCAUUGGAACAGAAAGCGUUUAUUUUCUCAGCGUAAACAGAAAUAAAAAGAGCAUAGCAGUUAAUAUGAAGAAUCCUAAAGGAGCAAAGAUCAUUAGAGAGCUUGCAGCUGUCAGUGAUGUUUUUGUGGAAAACUACGUCCCUGGAAAACUGGAUGAAAUGGGCUUAGGAUAUGAAGAUAUUAACAAGAUUGCUCCUCAUAUUGUUUACUGUUCAAUAACAGGCUAUGGUCAAAGUGGUCCAAAGUUUCAGCGAGCAGGCUAUGACUCUGUUGCAGCUGCUGUUUCUGGCCUCUUGAAUAUCACAGGGCCUGAGGAAGGUGAGCCAGUUAGACCAGGAGUAGCUAUGACCGAUCUUGCCACAGGACUGUAUGCAUAUGGAGCAAUUAUGGCUGCACUUCUUCAGAGUCAUAAAACAGGGCAGGGUAUGCACAUGGAUUGCAAUUUGCUGUCCUCUCAGGUUGCCUGUCUUACUUACGUAGCAAGCAAUUUCCUAAAUUGUAAAAUGGAACCGAAACGAUGGGGCACGGCUCAUGCCAGUAUUGUUCCUUACCAGGCUUUCAAAACAAAGGAUGGCUACCUCGUAGUGGGAGCUGGAAAUGAUCAACAGUUUGCCACUGUCUGCAAGAUCCUGAAUUUGCCUCAUAUCAGCCAUGAUACCCGAUAUAAAAAUAACAAGCAACGUGUGCUGAACAGGAAGGAACUCAUUGGAGUUUUAUCAGCCAGGUUUUUAGAAAAAGAAACCACCAAAUGGCUAGAACUCUUUGAAGGCAGUGGUGUUCCAUAUGGUCCAAUCAACAGUAUGCAGCAGGUGUUCUCGGAUCCACAGGUUCUGCACAAUGGUCUUAUCAUGGAGAUGGAUCAUCCAACAGCAGGCAAGAUAGCUGUCCCAGGUCCAGCUGUAAGGUACAGCCAGUUUGAAGCCUACGUAACAAAACCGCCUCCUCUUGUUGGUCAACAUACAGUGGAUGUAUUGAAGACUGCUCUGGGAUAUGAGGAUGAUACCAUUCAGGAACUGCUCAGCUCCCAAGUAAUAACUCAACAUGAACUCACAUAAAUGGAUUUGGUUUCCAUUUCUGAUGGAGAAGAAACUUCCCUGACUCCUGCUAGGAUUUCUUCCAUUUUGACAACUUAAUGAUGAUUAAGUUAUCUCCUUUUUUUUUAAUCUGAAGCACAUGCUGCAUAAAAUAUCAGCCUGUAAGGUUCCCCCCCCCCCCCAAGUAAUCCAGUGUUGCUGCUUAAAAGGUAAAACUGUAUAUUUGGGUAACAUUCAGUUGCCAAAUUAUUGUGUUGCUAAUCACUUCCCAGAUUGGAAUUUGUGCCAGAAUUGUAACUAUCCCCAGCAUUAGCCCUCCAUAAAGACACAUCAAAAGGGGCAAAUACUUGUAACACUUGCAUUCCUUCUUUGCUAUCUGCUUCUUAAACCCUUUCUUAUAUGAAACCAAGAUUGUGAACAGACAAAUGUUCUCCGUGAAUAAUUUUAAUAGGAGGCUGAGAGCACAUUGUUAGUCUCUAAUGUAAGCCAUGGAGAAAGAGGCCGUUGUAAAAUUAACCACUUUUAAAUUGAAUUAACCAGGUUCUAUUUUGGAAGUGUUUGUUUUCCUAUUCAAUGAUAAUCUACAGCUGUGCUGUGGUAAUGAAGCUAGAACAUUGCUUUUCUCUGUUUCUGCAAAGAAGAGAACACAUUUGACUCCCAAAUGAGUGCUAGAAGACUCUAAGAACUGCUAAAUUUUGCCAUAUAUAAGGUUGUUUUUUGCACUUUUGUGAGCAGCUUCAUCUUCCUGGAAAUAUGGGUUUGGAUUCAGACACCAAGAAUCAUUAAUGUUUUAUGCAUAAUUAAUGUUUGGUACGGCAUAUCUGAUGAAAAUUAAAAGCAACAUUCAGUCACAA